AAGCGUUAAUUUGGUAGGAAAUGUUUUCAAAAAAUUAGCUGAAUUUAUUGUUUUCUAUUGGACGUUAUAAAUAUGAUUAUCUAUGUCUAUCUUCUCUGUAAUAAUUGCGCGUAUCAUCUGAAACAGAUUUUUCAACUUUUUACAAGUUGGUUUGACUUCUUGGUUAUAAACUUGGUCGAAAUCAGUUUCUAAUGCGUCGUGGUGAAGUAUCAAACAUGCCGGAAGAUAAUAAUGUUGUUUGAUUAGAAUUGACUUUUCUGGUUUGAUGAUAUAAAAAGUAUUUAUAACAUUGCAGCACGCUUCGUGAUUUUAAAUUAUUCAUUUAUAAUUACAUGUAAACAAAAAAUAUAUUUGAUUCAUCAAAAGAAGACAUUAUAUUGUUUAUAAUAAAAAAUAAAAAUGGCACCGGUACCGUUAGAAGGGCAUCAAACACCUGUAACAAAUAAUAUACCCCAGGAGGGUAAUCGUGGUGGUUCUAUUAAUCUUGGAUUGCUAAUAGAUUUUAUUAUACAACGUACUUAUCAUGAACUUACUGUUCUAGCAGAAUUAUUGCCUCGUAAGACUGAUAUGGAACGUAAGAUUGAAAUUUAUAAUUUUUCUGCUAGAACGAGACAAUUGUAUGUCCGUUUAUUAGCAUUAGUAAAGUGGGCCAACAGUGCAUCUAAAGUGGAUAAAUCAGCUCAUAUUAUGGCAUUUUUAGAUAAACAAUCUUUACUAUUUGUUGAUACUGCUGACAUGCUCGCAAGAAUGGCUCGAAAAACACUCGUACAUGCUAGAUUACCUAAUUUUCAUAUUCCUGCAGCGGUAGAGGUUCUUACUACUGGAACAUAUGGUCGUUUACCAGCUUGUAUCAGAGAACGAAUAGUACCCCCAGAUCCUAUUACUCCGGCAGAGAAAAGAAGUACUUUACAAAGAUUAAAUCAAGUAAUACAACACAGACUAGUUACCGGAAAUUUGCUUCCACAAAUGCGUAAUUUGAAGAUUGAGGCUGGUAGAGUUACAUUUUUAGUAGAACAAGAAUUUUCUGUCUCCCUUACUGUUAUGGGAGAUGGCCCAGCGGUACCAUGGAGAUUACUGGAAUUGGAAAUUUUAGUUUCCGAUAGAGAAACGGGUGAUGGAAAAGCGUUAGUACAUUCUUUACAAACGCGAUAUGUUCAUCAGGUUGUGCAAUCUAGAUUAGCAGAAAGUUCUAAUCCAUUGUCUGAAGUAUACCAUAUACUUCAUUAUUUUUGUCAAUCGCUACAAUUGGAAGUACUUUAUUCUCAAACAUUGAGAUUAAUUCGCGAUAGAUUGGAUGAACAUAUACAUGUAGAUGAAUAUACACCUGGGAAAUGUUUAUCUAUAUCUUACUGGAGAGAAUUAACUAGUAAAGAUCCUAGAUCAGAACUUGGAUACAGAUUAACUGUACAAGUUGAUCAACAUGAUCCUGCAAGACCUCUUGCUGUGGUACAUGUACCAUCAUUAGGAAGCAAAGAAAGUGAAAUAGCAGAUAGAGCUAUAAGAUCGGAUCAGUUGUCAAUGGAGUGUUUACUUGUGCACACUAUAUAUAUACGAACAAGAAGUCGUCUUUCUGAAUUAAAACAAGAAUUGCAAGCGAUGUUGAAAGAUGUUGAAUGUACAUUAGCAGGAUCCCCUGCUAUUUUAUCAGUGCCAGUAUUACAGCCAUGUUUAAGAGCAGAACUUCUUUUAGUUACUGUAGAUACUCAUACGGGCAUGCUUCAAUGUCAUGUACCUCAAUAUGAUGCACCUUUAGUGCCUGAAUUAACUGCUGCAUUGAAUGGCGAUCAUUCUAAACUUCCAACGCUUAUAUCAGAAUUACGGUUUUGGAUCACGCAAAGAAGAUGUGAAAAAACAUUACAACAUCUACCUGCCACAUCUUCUGAGCGUUUACCAGUAUUGCAUCAUCCAGAUCACCCAAUGUCCAAAAUUAGUAGACAUCGUAUGUUCGUUCAAUUACACAGACAUCCAUCGGUUAUUUUGAUUGUGGCAUUUAAGGAAAAAGAAAAUUCUCCAUGCGAGAUUGAAUGUUCAUUUUAUCUUGCAGUAGUCAAACAUAGUUCCAUUGAAGACGAUCCACACGAUGAUAGUAUAGAAACAGAAAUUCCUAAAAUGUAUUUAAAAGUUCAAACUCUUAUCGAGUUCGAUACAUUUGUAAUUACUCAUGGGCCAUUCACUAGUGUUGAUAGUGGGAGUAAUGAUCAAGAUGGGGGGUGCAUUACAGAAGCAACCGAGCCUAUGAGCAACAAGCGUAGAAGCACGGGUCCUGGGGGAAGAACCGAUGCGGUGGGUAUAGCACAGAACAGAAGAUCUAAACAUCCAGCAUAUUUUAUUCCCGAAUUGGCCCACGUUGUAGCUUUGUGCGACGAAAGAAUACCAUUUGUAAAUUUAGCUCAAGAGCUUACUAGACGGGAGAUAGCACAUCAAGGACUUCAAGUAGAAGCAAAUGCCACUGCUUUAGUGUUGAAACUUGUACAGUUACCUCCUCCAUCACCAAAUAUUGCAACAAGCAGUGCAUGGCUUUCUCUCUUAAAAAGACUUCUCAGUGUUUCUAUUAGAGUUCAUGGAAAGGGGAUAGGAAAGUCAUGGAUGGCUGAAUUUGUAUUUUACAGCAGUCCUCUUACUAGUAAUCAUACUAAGGAACAAGGUCUACGCAGACCAAUAUAUUUUUCAUAUGACACGUUAACGGCGGACAAUGUGUCACGUACAGUUGAUUCAUUGUUGAAUGAUUGGGCACAAAUUGUUCACUUGUAUUCGAUUGUUCAAGAUUUAGCUGAAUAUUUUAAAAUCGAAAAAUAUAAUUUACGAAAUUUGGUCACAGUUAAAUCAUAUAGUUAUAGUAAAUUAACCCUCGCAUAUGGUCCUAACCGGGGAGCAACUGUAACUGUUUAUUGGAAUACUGAUGACAAAGCAUUUAAAUUAAUAUUUGGGAAAAGUCCAACAAAUACAGUUGCCAAUGCUCAUUCUAUCAUGAAGGAGCAACUUGAAGCACAUUUGAAUAGAUAUAGAAAUUUAGCUCAAUUAAUUAUUAUACUUCAUGAAACUAUACAGCCACUUACAUCAAUUAGUAAAUUACCAACUAUUCCUCAACUUUGUGUAUAUAAUUCCAGGCCACAAGUACCAGUACAAACAUUUACAAUAAUGCCACAAUGUGUGACAAUGGUGAGAAUAGCAUACCAAGGAUUAUAUUGUUUGGAAUUAAGAAUGAGGGGUAAUGGACUUGUUAGUUUGCGUGACGGUGCAUAUAGUUGUUUUGAUAGAAGUUAUAUUGUUAAUGAAUUUACACCUAUGCAAGGUCUUAAGGCAUUUCUUUCUAAAUACGUGGAUGAGAGUGCACUUUUUAGAAGAAGAUCACAAUCAGAAGAUGACAAUCCACCAUCGCCAGUUACUAUGGAUAGCGAUGGAGGAGGAAGUGGAGUUGGAUUUUUAGGUCAUCAUAGGAGUGGUCCCCAAUCUCCGGCCCAACAACGAGAUGGUUUAAGGUUUCAUCCACCUUUAACUCCACCGUCUGGUAGUAAUCCACAUACUCCAGCUAGUCCACAUACUGCGAAUAUAUCUCAGGCCAGUCAACAUCAAAGUUUUGGUAGUAGUCCAGCAACUUCGUUUAAUUUAGCGUCACCACCUUCACUACCUCCUAAUACACCAAAUAUGUUACCACACCCAUCACCUGGCUCAAGUCUUGUUGCCAACAGUCCCUUAAAUCCAAUGCAUGUAUCAAGCCCUGUUGGACUUAUGCCAACAUCUUCUCCAGGGCCUUGUAAUAAUGUGCCAGUAGGACACUCACCUGCGGGUUCGUUUAUGCAAACAGGUCAUAUCGAUGGUAGUCCAUUUCCUUCUUCACAAAGUAUGGCCUCUCCUGCUGCUUCCAAUUGGCCAGGGUCACCAAGUGUUCCUCGACCAUCUCCAGUAAGACCCGGUCAAAGUCCUGGUCACGCAGCCUUACACAGUCCUCAAGCAACAGAUCAUAAAAGUGGAAGUCAUAUAUCUAGAGUAUUACCUCAAAGAUCAUGGGCCGGUGCUGUACCAACUCUUCUAACUCAUGAAGCAUUGGAGUUACUUUGUUGUCCUUCUUCUCAUCCUUCUGGAUUACCUGGACCAGAUUUAUCACCACUCGAAAGAUUUUUAGGCUGUAUUUAUAUGAGGAGACAGUUAACACGUUUUAUUCAAAAAGACGAAUGCUUAACUAGCAUCAAUAUCACUGAACCAGGCGUUGUACACUUUAAGGUUGAAAGUUUACAAUGUAGAGUUGGAUUAAAUCCACAACAUCUUCAAUCUCUUCAUAUAAAAGUACAACCGCUUCCAGAACACAAAGAUCAAUGGACUUCCGAGGAAUUACAAAUUAUAGAAAAAUUUUUCGAUACACGGGUUGCUGUUCCACCUUAUAAACCAAAUACAAUAUCUGGAUUCGGCAGGAUGCUCAAUGUUCCUUUCAACGUUUUAAAAGAUUUUGUUCAAAUAAUGAAAUUAGAUCUUGUACCUGGUCUUGCACAACAACAACAAUUAAAAUGGGGUGUACAAUGGUGUUUACGUAUUCCACCAUCUGCAACACCAAUUGUGCCAAUUGGUAUGGCAGCAGUACUUGUUUGCAGAAAUAAAAUUCUAUUUUUCUUACAAAUAACAAGAUUAGGUAUGCCGUAUCAAGGAGAAACGCCAUACCUUGUAUUACCACUUGUGUACGAUGUAAGUACUAAUUUAACUCAAUUAGCUGAAAAAAGAGAUCCCAGUCCAGCUUCUGCAACUGCAUCAGCGUCGUUACAACUAAAAAGAUUUGCUGAAUACGGAGCCAAUCAAUCAGAGUGCUCCUUGUUCCCAGCUGUAAGAGAUCUUUUAACAAAUUUGACGCUUCCUUCUGAACCUCCAGUUAUACCACAGGUAGUUGCAUCUCCAGCUGGAGGUCAAGUAACUCCAAACCAACAAAUACAAAGUCCAGCAAUGCAGUUACAUUCUCCAAUGGCUGGAACACAAGGACCACCACAAGGACCAUAUGGUAUUCAAGGUAUGCCACCUAUGGGGAUGAUGAGUGGACCCUCGCAAUAGGAUUUACUAUACUCUCCUAAUCUCGUUUGUUUAUCUAAUCCUACCUCAUGGAUAAAUUAAAAGUAUCUUCAUUGUCGAUUAUUAAUUAUUUUAAUACAACAAAUUUUAUUCGUUACAAAAUAGAGAUAAAGAGAUUAAUGUAUUUAAGCCACUAAGAUCAAAUAUUCUUUGAGAGUUUUAGGAGAGCCAAUUUAUUUAAAAAAAUUUAUUAAACACUGGCCAUUAAUCAGGUAUAUUUAAUAUUUUGUUAAUUGUUGACAACAAUAAUAGAACAUUCUAUAAAAUCAAAUAAUAAUUUAAUAAAAUUUGACACAUCUAUUAUUGUCCUUUCAUUAAAAUAAGUGGUUGAGAAUAAUUAAAAUUAAUGAAAAUUGACAUGACAUCAGCAAUAUAAUAUAAAUGUAUAAAGUACUGUAUCAUAUUAAACUGCAUUAUAACGAAGUAUACUUAUUAAUUAAUAAGAAAACAAUAAUUAUAUAAAUAGACACAAAUGUUUCUUAGGAAAGAUAUGUUUAUAUUAAUAUUUGUUAUAUUUUAUGUAAUAAUACUAUUUCUAAAAAUUAGACCAAUACAAGUGUCUUAAAAUACAAAUUAAUUAUUAUAAUAUGCAUCUUUUGUAUUUUUUACUCAUGCUAUAAAAAAAAAAAAUAAGUGUAAAUAAUGCGAGUAAAUAAUACGAGGUGUUUGUAAAUAAAAGACACUAAGUA
This is a messenger RNA of Polistes canadensis, 5741 nucleotides long. RefSeq names its product mediator of RNA polymerase II transcription subunit 14 (gene MED14). Gene Ontology annotation, cellular component: mediator complex; core mediator complex. NCBI's taxonomy places the organism in Eukaryota, Metazoa, Arthropoda, Insecta, Hymenoptera, Vespidae. The transcript has 26 exons. Gene Ontology annotation, biological process: regulation of transcription by RNA polymerase II. Bases 400 to 5034 code for a protein of 1544 amino acids. The record is from RefSeq and is a predicted model, not a curated record. Gene Ontology annotation, molecular function: transcription coregulator activity.